CCAUCUCAGUUGCAAAGUGAAGUGUGGAACAAAAAACGCAAGAAGCAACACGACGAAUAGAUUAUGAGUUUGGUAGAAGUGCUGUUUUGCAUUACGAAUAUUUUGUAAGUAGCAAUGGAUGGUAUGCCGUAAAAAUUCGUAGUUUAGUAAAGUGUGGAUCACCAAAUUAUCGUAUCUGGAAUAAAAUUAGGUCGACGAUUGCGAAGUGCAAAAUUUUGGCUAAUUUUUUUUCCAACCAAAAUUCCGUUAAAUUCGACGCCACCGGAUACGGUCCUUAUCAGAAACGGGGUCUGUCAGCUGAAAACAGUUGGAAAUCGAAUACCGGGAAAAUUCUAGCCGAAAGGAGGGAAAGUGUUGGCUUUGACAACGACGACGGUGAGGAGCGAAAAAAAAACUUUCCCCAGAGAAGUAAAAAAAAGGAACGGGAAAGCGUGUUGCGUGAGCGGGUGCGAACCAGAGCACGAGAAAGAGUGCGAAAUCGUAGGGCGAAGCGAGCUCAGUGGACACCAUCAGGCGUCGGCUCUUCUGUUGUUCGGCGUAGUGUCAAUUGAGACGAAAAGAGCAAGUUUUUCACCAGGCUCGAUUCGAUUGCGUUGGAUGGCCGGUAUAGGGCGGCACUCCAAUCUGGACACAAAAUGGACGAUUUGGAAGCACAAGGAGAUUCGGAGGAUCAUUCGCGGGUAAUAAUCCACAUCGAUAUGGAUUAUUUCUAUGCCCAGGUUGAGGAAAUACUCGAUCCCAGCCUUAAGAAUAAACCUUUUGGGGUAAAACAGCGGUUCAACAUGGUCACUGCCAACUACAUUGCGCGGGAGUAUGGCGUGAAGAAAUUGAUGCUGAUCAGCGAGGCGAAGAAACUCUGUCCCGAGCUAGUGCUGGUCAACGGAGAAGAUUUGACCAAAUAUCGCCAGAUGUCGGUGAAGAUCAAUGAAAUAAUGCACAAAUUUACUUCCAAUGUAGAGAAAUUGGGAUUAGAUGAGAACUAUUUGGACGUAACGAAGGAGAUCAAUCAACGGUUGGAGCAGGGACCGAGCAUUGAGCAACUUCAAACUGUGGAAGGGUUGAUACAUCCGCCCGUCGAAGAGCCGGGGCUGUCGCAUCGGGAGGCAUUUCAAAGGGCAUGCUCCUGUGGCUGUGAUCGAAGGCUGAUUUUGGCAUCUCAUAUGGCGAAAGAGAUUCGUGAAUGCGUUUUCCGGGAGCUCGGUUUAAGGUGCUGUGCUGGAAUCUCCCAUAAUAAGCUGCUAGCAAAAUUAGUAGGCAGUGUUAAUAAGCAGAACAAGCAGACUGUGCUACUGCCGAACUAUGGGGCCAAGUUUGUGGCAUCGUUAGGGCCAGUUAAAUGUCUGACUGGAAUAGGAGAAAAGACAGCGCAGCUUCUUGAGGAUUGUAACAUUAAAUCGACUCGGGAGCUGCAGGAGGUAUCCCUGGAAACGCUCAGCAAACGUCUUGGCCAUGAGCAAGCUAGCAAGCUGAAGGACAUGGCGUUCGGGAAGGAUGACACCCCAGUUAAAACCACCGGAAAGCCAAAAUCUGUUGGGUUGGAGGACUCCUGUCCGGCGAUUUCUAUUCGAGCGGAUGCCGAAGAUAAGUUUCGGCACUUGCUAGUUCGGUUAGUGAAAAAUAUUGCAGAUGAUGGUCGUAUUCCGAUAGCUAUUAAGGUUACCGUCCGAAAGCAUGACUCAGUGAAAAAGUCUAGCCACCGUGAGUGUAAGCAAGAAAAACUAUUGCCUUCUAACUUUCGACACAAAGACGGAAAAUUGGUGCUGGCGGAGGGUGCUCAGGAGAAAAUUCUGGCCACUGUCAUGAAGGUGUUCGAGCGUAUGGUUGAUCUGCGGCAACCAUUCAACAUUACCCUACUAGGAUUAUCGUUUUUCAAAUUCCAAGAGCGCAAGGCCGGACCGAAAUCGAUUGCAAACUUCCUUAUCAAGAAAUCCGAUAUCGAGGUACAGUCAAUUACGAAUCUUAGCAACGAAUCACUCACAUUAAGUGACAGUUUCGUGUCCAAUAAAUCCUUUCCCAUUGCUAUGGACUGUGAUCAAAUGUCAAACACUGGUUUCUCAGAUUCUGCCUCACUAGCAUCUCUGUCCGGCUCGGAAUCGGAUGCCGAACCUUCUCCCAAGAAAUGUCGCCGAUUGGUAACGUUCCUCGCACGGAAAAAGAGCAGCCUUCUUGCAGCCAGCGAAGAUGAUCUGUCAUCUCCCAGUAAACUCAGGGUCGCCGAUCUUCGAUUGAACUCGAGAGAGUACGAACAGGAGCCUUCCAGUUCAUCGGACAUUGCAACCAGCUCUAAAUUUGGUGGAUUUUUCAAAAAUCACCUUUCCUCAUCUACACCUGCUAAGCCGUCACCUUUAUCAACUGUAAGCGUAAGCAACAGUAACAUCAGCACCAGCAGCACCACCCAGCCUGCAACUGCUGGUAGCGAAACUAGUUUGCCUUCUAACGUCGAUCCGGAAGUUUUCAACGCACUGCCAGCGGAUGUCCAACAGGAGCUACUCCAGAAUUGGCGUUUAGCUAGCCCUGCUCAAUCCACCAGCUCAUCAACGGCGGCAACGUCACCGACAGCCAGCAGUUCGAAAAACACGCUCCAUCGAUACUUUGUUAAGAACACUUAACGGCGGUGCUCUCUGUCUGCUCUUAAACUAGUUGUAGGAUCAGUUUUAUUUAUCAAAAAAUCACAAAAAGUUUUUGUUUUUUUUGUUGCUUUGUCCACUACGUUCGGCUGUAAAUACUAUUACGAGUAUCACGCUAGCAGGUUUUCUGUUCUUUAUUUUUUUCUAGUAUUCUCCAAGGUUUAGCGAUUCAUAUGAAAGAAAAAAGAGAAGUUCUUCUUAGCAAGGAACUGCUGAAAGACAUUAUCUUGUAGAAACUCAACCUGAAAAUGGUUUAGAUGUUCCAAACAUAAAUUUUAUUAAGAUACAAGAAAAUCAAUAAAAACGAAAUUGUGGUUCGACCUGGAUGGUAACCAUCUAGGUGUUACAUUUAUUA
Molecule: messenger RNA, 2982 nt
Organism: Topomyia yanbarensis
Lineage: Eukaryota; Metazoa; Arthropoda; Insecta; Diptera; Culicidae
Gene: PolI
Product: DNA polymerase iota
Exons: 3
Coding region: 636-2609 (657 amino acids)
Biological process (GO): translesion synthesis
Molecular function (GO): DNA-directed DNA polymerase activity; damaged DNA binding
Source: RefSeq, a predicted model, not a curated record